Molecule: messenger RNA, 1110 nt
Organism: Peronospora belbahrii
Lineage: Eukaryota; Oomycota; Peronosporomycetes; Peronosporales; Peronosporaceae
Source: the annotation of a GenBank genome assembly
AUGUCGAAGCUACGCGGCUAUGAUUUCUACCGUGCUAUUGGUUCACCUAAGCGUAUUGUAGCACCCAUGGUCGAUCAGUCCGAACUGGCUUUUCGGAUGCUGUGUCGAAAGCUUGGAGCCGAUUGCUGCUACACGCCAAUGCUACAUAGUCGUCUAUUUGCCGAGAGCAUCGAGUACCGUGAAAAGAUGUUUGAACAUCACAUUCAUGACCGGCCGCUCAUCGUGCAGUUUUGUGGCAAUAAUCCAAAGACCCUGUUAGCAGCUGCUAAGAUGGUUGAAGGCCAUUGUGAUGCAGUGGAUUUGAAUCUCGGUUGUCCGCAGGGCAUCGCUCGGAAGGGACACUACGGGUCUUUUCUAAUGCACGACAAGGAUACGGUCAAAGCUGUUGUUGAAACGCUGAGUUCAGAGCUCAAGAUACCAGUGACGGUCAAAAUUCGGGUCUUUUCGGAUGACAAUGAGACGUUGGAAUUUGUUGACAUGCUGCAAGAGGCUGGAUGUGAUAUGUUGACCGUCCAUGGGCGUACGAAGGAGAUGAACAAGACAUCUGUACGAGAAGUAAACUGGGAUAUUAUUCGACGUAUAAAGGAGCGGUUAAUUAUUCCCGUGAUUGCAAACGGGGGUAUUGAGACACAUGAGGAUAUUGCUCGUUGUCUGGAGGCCACAGGCUGUGACGGCGUCAUGAGCUCCGAGGGGUUGCUGGAGAAUCCGGCGCUUUUUGCUGACAUGAAAAACACACCCGGCCACAGCACGUCGUUUUUAGAAUUGGCUCGACAAUACCUUGAGUGUGCUACGCUGUAUCCGCCUGCGAGUGACAAAAUUGUUCGUGCACACCUUUUCAAGAUUCUGUUUCAAGACUUGCGUGUGCACUCAGACUUGCGUGACGCGUUGGCGGCUGCCAAAUCUCAAGAGGAAAUGGUGGAAAUCGUCAAUGAACUUGAUGUGCGACUGAAGAAAGCAGAAGACAACAACGCAGGGCCUGAGAUAAAAAGGGUGACGUACGCAACGGAGACGAGCUGGUAUCGCCGUCACCGAAAAGGCCAGGAGAAGCUUCGACACCGCCAUUCAUUCGAAAAGUGUCUUGAUACGGGUUUUGGCAAUUUGUUCGCAUGA